Molecule: messenger RNA, 2757 nt
Organism: Homo sapiens (human)
Lineage: Eukaryota; Metazoa; Chordata; Mammalia; Primates; Hominidae
Gene: NOC2L
Product: NOC2 like nucleolar associated transcriptional repressor
Exons: 19
Coding region: 17-2266 (749 amino acids)
Cellular component (GO): nucleolus; nucleoplasm
Source: RefSeq, marked validated
GCUUCGGGUUGGUGUCAUGGCAGCUGCGGGGAGCCGCAAGAGGCGCCUGGCGGAGCUGACGGUGGACGAGUUCCUAGCUUCGGGCUUUGACUCCGAGUCCGAAUCCGAGUCCGAAAAUUCUCCACAAGCGGAGACACGGGAAGCACGCGAGGCUGCCCGGAGUCCGGAUAAGCCGGGCGGGAGCCCCUCGGCCAGCCGGCGUAAAGGCCGUGCCUCUGAGCACAAAGACCAGCUCUCUCGGCUGAAGGACAGAGACCCCGAGUUCUACAAGUUCCUGCAGGAGAAUGACCAGAGCCUGCUAAACUUCAGCGACUCGGACAGCUCUGAGGAGGAAGAGGGGCCGUUCCACUCCCUGCCAGAUGUGCUGGAGGAAGCCAGUGAGGAGGAGGAUGGAGCGGAGGAAGGAGAAGAUGGGGACAGAGUCCCCAGAGGGCUGAAGGGGAAGAAGAAUUCUGUUCCUGUGACCGUCGCCAUGGUUGAGAGAUGGAAGCAGGCAGCAAAGCAACGCCUCACUCCAAAGCUGUUCCAUGAAGUGGUACAGGCGUUCCGAGCAGCUGUGGCCACCACCCGAGGGGACCAGGAAAGUGCUGAGGCCAACAAAUUCCAGGUCACGGACAGUGCUGCAUUCAAUGCUCUGGUUACCUUCUGCAUCAGAGACCUCAUUGGCUGUCUCCAGAAGCUGCUGUUUGGAAAGGUGGCAAAGGAUAGCAGCAGGAUGCUGCAGCCGUCCAGCAGCCCGCUCUGGGGGAAGCUUCGUGUGGACAUCAAGGCUUACCUGGGCUCGGCCAUACAGCUGGUGUCCUGUCUGUCGGAGACGACGGUGUUGGCGGCCGUGCUGCGGCACAUCAGCGUGCUGGUGCCCUGCUUCCUGACCUUCCCCAAGCAGUGCCGCAUGCUGCUCAAGAGAAUGGUGAUCGUAUGGAGCACUGGGGAAGAGUCUCUGCGGGUGCUGGCUUUCCUGGUCCUCAGCAGAGUCUGCCGGCACAAGAAGGACACUUUCCUUGGCCCCGUCCUCAAGCAAAUGUACAUCACGUAUGUGAGGAACUGCAAGUUCACCUCGCCUGGUGCCCUCCCCUUCAUCAGUUUCAUGCAGUGGACCUUGACGGAGCUGCUGGCCCUGGAGCCGGGUGUGGCCUACCAGCACGCCUUCCUCUACAUCCGCCAGCUCGCCAUACACCUGCGCAACGCCAUGACCACUCGCAAGAAGGAAACAUACCAGUCUGUGUACAACUGGCAGUAUGUGCACUGCCUCUUCCUGUGGUGCCGGGUCCUGAGCACUGCGGGCCCCAGCGAAGCCCUCCAGCCCUUGGUCUACCCCCUUGCCCAAGUCAUCAUUGGCUGUAUCAAGCUCAUCCCCACUGCCCGCUUCUACCCGCUGCGAAUGCACUGCAUCCGUGCCCUGACGCUGCUCUCGGGGAGCUCGGGGGCCUUCAUCCCGGUGCUGCCUUUCAUCCUGGAGAUGUUCCAGCAGGUCGACUUCAACAGGAAGCCAGGGCGCAUGAGCUCCAAGCCCAUCAACUUCUCCGUGAUCCUGAAGCUGUCCAAUGUCAACCUGCAGGAGAAGGCGUACCGGGACGGCCUGGUGGAGCAGCUGUACGACCUCACCCUGGAGUACCUGCACAGCCAGGCACACUGCAUCGGCUUCCCGGAGCUGGUGCUGCCUGUGGUCCUGCAGCUGAAGUCGUUCCUCCGGGAGUGCAAGGUGGCCAACUACUGCCGGCAGGUGCAGCAGCUGCUUGGGAAGGUUCAGGAGAACUCGGCAUACAUCUGCAGCCGCCGCCAGAGGGUUUCCUUCGGCGUCUCUGAGCAGCAGGCAGUGGAAGCCUGGGAGAAGCUGACCCGGGAAGAGGGGACACCCCUGACCUUGUACUACAGCCACUGGCGCAAGCUGCGUGACCGGGAGAUCCAGCUGGAGAUCAGUGGCAAAGAGCGGCUGGAAGACCUGAACUUCCCUGAGAUCAAACGAAGGAAGAUGGCUGACAGGAAGGAUGAGGACAGGAAGCAAUUUAAAGACCUCUUUGACCUGAACAGCUCUGAAGAGGACGACACCGAGGGAUUCUCGGAGAGAGGGAUACUGAGGCCCCUGAGCACUCGGCAUGGGGUGGAAGACGAUGAAGAGGACGAGGAGGAGGGCGAGGAGGACAGCAGCAACUCGGAGGAUGGAGACCCAGACGCAGAGGCGGGGCUGGCCCCUGGGGAGCUGCAGCAGCUGGCCCAGGGGCCGGAGGACGAGCUGGAGGAUCUGCAGCUCUCAGAGGACGACUGAGGCAGCCCAUCUGGGGGGCCUGUAGGGGCUGCCGGGCUGGUGGCCAGUGUUUCCACCUCCCUGGCAGUCAGGCCUAGAGGCUGGCGUCUGUGCAGUUGGGGGAGGCAGUAGACACGGGACAGGCUUUAUUAUUUAUUUUUCAGCAUGAAAGACCAAACGUAUCGAGAGCUGGGCUGGGCUGGGCUGGUGUGGCUGCUGAAGCCCCACAGCUGUGGGCUGCUGAAGUCAGCUCCGCGGGGGAGCUGACCCUGACGUCAGCAGACCGAGACCAGUCCCAGUUCCAGGGGGAGGCCUGCAGGCCCCUGGCCCCUUCCACCACCUCUGCCCUCCGUCUGCAGACCUCGUCCAUCUGCACCAGGCUCUGCCUUCACUCCCCCAAGUCUUUGAAAAUUUGUUCCUUUCCUUUGAAGUCACAUUUUCUUUUAAAAUUUUUUGUUUUGCAUCCGAAACCGAAAGAAAUAAAGCGGUGGGAGGCAGGGCCAUUGUGUUGA